AUGUUGGGAACUCCAAGUGUAGAGGAAUUAAGACAUAAGACUUUUGGUGUAAGACACCUACAAUGUCUGCUUCUGGCACUGGGCUUAUCUAUGGGCUAUGCUAAUCGUGUUAAUUUCUCGGUGGCCAUAGUGGCAAUGACGGACGCCCAUGAGCACAAAGAGGGUGUGGAGACUUUUCAAUGGAGCGAAAAGGAAAAAUCUUUGAUCCAAAGCAGUUUCUUUUGGGGCUAUGUAGUGACACAAAUACCUGCAGGACAAUGGUGUCGCAAAGUGGGGGCCAAAGCCAUAUUUCUAUGGGGCAACAUAAUUAGUUCAACUUUGGCCUUGUUGACACCCUAUUUGGUCACAAUGGGUGACUGGCAGAUGUUAGUGGCUGUUCGCAUAGUACAGGGCCUGGCUCAGGGUGUUAUGUUUCCCUGUACCCACAGUGUUUUGUCGCGUUGGUCUCCGCCCGGGGAAAGAGCCACCCUAUGCGGCUUGGCUUAUGCCGGCACUUAUCUGGGAGCCAUACUAAUAUUUGGCAGCAGCGGCUGGAUCAUAACCUAUCUACAUGGCUGGCCUUCAGUGUAUUAUGUGUCGGGUUUUAUGGGUUUUGUAUGGUGUUUCAUAUGGUAUGUCUGGGGUUCGAACAGUCCACAUUCCUAUAAACGCAUUUCUCCCGCAGAAAAAUCUAUGAUAUUGAAAUCAAUGGAAACACCGGAGGAUAGAAAUGUGGAAAGUUCCUUUAAAACACCUUGGCGCAGCAUUGUAUGCUCUAUGCCUUUUUGGGCUUUGCUGGUGGAUCAUUGUGCCCACAACUGGGGCUUUUGGACUCUGCUGUCCCAGCUGCCUUCGUACAUGAAGUACAUACUCAACAUGGAUAUACAGAGUAAUGGCCUGUUCUCAGCCUUGCCCUAUUUGAUAAUGUUCCUGUUGACCUUUAUCUUUGGCUAUCUGGCUGAUGUGUUCCAUAAACGUCAAUGGAUGUCCACAAAUUUAAGUCGUAAACUUUUUAAUACCGUCGGUCAAUGGCUACCCAUGAUCUCUUUGGUGGCUUUGGGAUUUUGCGACUCCUCGCAUUUGGUGUGGGCCUUAGCGUUCAUUGUGAUCUCAGUGGGCUUUAAUUCAUCCUCAUUUCUGGGCUUUAAUGUCAAUCAUUUGGAUAUAUCGCCCAACUAUGCUGGCGUUCUGAUGGGCAUAACAAAUUCUGCGGCAAAUGUCAUCACCAUUUUGGCUCUACUCACUGUGGGUUUUGUCGUAACCGAUGUGACCGAUCCCUUGCAAUGGCGCAUACUGUUUUGUGUCGCCGCUGGUUUCUAUUUUGUGGGAAAUUUAUGCUUUUUAUUAUUUGGCCAAACGAGUGUUCAGAAAUGGAAUGAAAGCUCACCUAAGCCAGCUGAAAUGCAGUUGAUAGAAUGGCUUACAAUUGGUCGAGAGUUGAUGGUUAGUAGCAGCAGUACCAGUAGUAAUUCAUACGGCCAACUGUGA
Molecule: messenger RNA, 1467 nt
Organism: Stomoxys calcitrans (stable fly)
Lineage: Eukaryota; Metazoa; Arthropoda; Insecta; Diptera; Muscidae
Product: putative inorganic phosphate cotransporter
Exons: 4
Coding region: 1-1467 (488 amino acids)
Biological process (GO): transmembrane transport; monoatomic anion transport
Cellular component (GO): plasma membrane
Molecular function (GO): transmembrane transporter activity
Source: RefSeq, a predicted model, not a curated record